Messenger RNA from Diprion similis, 2223 nucleotides. RefSeq names its product protein starmaker-like. The coding region runs from base 101 to 2065 and encodes 654 amino acids. NCBI's taxonomy places the organism in Eukaryota, Metazoa, Arthropoda, Insecta, Hymenoptera, Diprionidae. The transcript has 6 exons. The record is from RefSeq and is a predicted model, not a curated record.
AUCGGUUUGCACCUAUAAACACAUAUCAACACCGGAAAAUUUCUCAUUGUUAGAAUUGUUCCGGCAAGAGUGCCUGACAGAGUAGCCAAAGAAGAAAAUCAUGGCUCGCCCGUCGAUUUUGGUAGCCUUAGUGCUGUUCAGCAUUAUUGCUUGCAUCCAGGGAAAACCUAAGGGGCAUGAUUCCGUGAACAAAAAUGAGAAUACGAACGAGCUUUUACGACGGAGUUUCAAUAAUGGUUCGAACACGAAUUCGUUGUCCUCACAAACGCCCAAGACUCCCAGAUCCGGUAACAACCCCGAAAAGAUUAACACAGCCGCUGUGACGGCGCGGGCAAGUCAUGACGAGACGUCCGAAUCAACGACGGCUGACAACACGAUGACCAAAACACCGAUAGAAAGGUCUGAUUCGGUUGUAACUGAUGCCGACGCCGAAUCGGAUGCCGAAGCCCUUGAGUUGAAAAAAACCAAGGAUUUAAUAAAGGCUUUAAACGAGGCGUCCGGAGAUAAACUGAGUAAAGAGAAUGCGCUGGCCUUAAUCACAGCUAUGGGCUCUUUGCUGGAGAAACUCGACAACGCUACAAAGACCGGACAAAUAGCAAGGCGUGAUUACAAUAAAAAUAUAAACAAAAAUACUUUCAAACCGAGAAUGCCGAUGCAAUACGUGAACCCGCAGCCUUUGGGAAUUGAUACCAGCAACCUUGCUCGUCAAAACAUUAACCAAGGGCAAGCCAUGGAGAACAAGACCGAUGCCAUCGAAGGUGAUUCUCGAACCGAUCAGGAUAAUGAUAGCCACGAUUCUGAUGAUAAUGAGGAUGAUGGUGAAGGUCGUAGUGAGGAUCAUAGCGAGGAUGAUAGUAAGCGUGACAAUGAGGAUCAUAGCGAGGAUGAUAGUAAGCGUGACAAUGAGGAUCAUAGCGAGGAUGAUAGUAAGCGUGACAAUGAGGAUCAUACUGAGGAUGAUAGUAAGCGUGACAAUGAAGAUCAUGCCGAGGAUCAUACUGAGGCUGAUAGUAAGCGUGACAAUGAGGAUCAUAGCGAGGAUGAUAGUAAGCGUGAUAAUGAGGAUCAUAGUGAGGAUGAUAGUAAGCGCGAUAAUGAGGAUCAUAGUGAGGAUGAUAGUAAGCGUGAUAAUGAGGAUCAUAGUGAGGAUGAUAGUAAGCGUGACAAUGAAGAUCAUGCCGAGGAUCAUACUGAGGAUGAUAGUAAGCGUGAUAAUGAGGAUCAUAGUGAGGAUGAUAGUAAGCGCGACAAUGAGGAUCAUAGUGAGGAUGAUAGUAAGCGUGACAAUGAGGAUGAUAGUGAGGAUGAUAGUAAGCGUGACAAUGAAGAUCAUAGUGAGGAUGAUAGUAAGCGCGAUAAUGAGGAUCAUAGUGAGGAUGAUAGUAAGCGUGACAAUGAGGAUGAUAGUGAGGAUGAUAGUAAGCGUGACAAUGAGGAUCAUGCUGAGGAUGAUAGUAAGCGUGACAAUGAGGAUGAUAGUGAGGAUGAUAGUAAGCGUGACAAUGAGGAUCAUGCUGAGGAUCAUAGUAAGGAUCAUAGUGAGGUGAGUGAGGACCGUAGUGAGCAUCAAAGUGAUGAGGGCGAAGAUAGUUCUCGCCAGGAAGACCACCACGAGGAAGACAAUGAGGAUGACGAUUCAGAUGAGAGCAGCGACGAAUCUCCCGAGUCGGGGAGAUUAUUGGUGAAUGAAAACUUCAAUUACAACAAGAACGUCAACCAAUUUGGCCUCCAAGGCAAGAAGGAUGAUGAAUAUUAUAAAAAUCUAUUUCGGCGACGACUGACUAAUAAUAUACAGGGUUUGGAAUCGUCAAAAAAGAACUUGAAUCAUCUCAGAAGAGGCGUUAACAUCAAUGAGAAUACGAACGAUUUGCCGUACUUGGAGUCAAGACGCAACAUUGGAAGCAACGAAGAGAGCAGAGAAAACUUCUCCGAAAAAGUUGGCAACAUUGACAAAGAUUUUAGUAAAAUUAUGAACACGAAGAAAGACACAAAUGUCAACUAUAACGAGAACUUGAAUCUCUUCAGGCCGGCCAAUUCAGGCCUUGCACCCCAUCAGCCUAGUUAGAAAUGACGACUAAUCAUCAAGCACGAGAUUGUUAGACCGAGGAACAACCUGAAAGAUAAAUGAUAUCUGCAGCUUGAUCGCGUCUUUGUAUAAUACAAUAUCUGCAAAGUAAAAAUUGGGUGUUAUUGUAUUGCAGUAUGACUCUAUAUAAACUGUUU